GCUGUUCCGUGCAGACGUUGAGCGUUUACACAAAUUUCUAAUUUCACGCUUCGAUCGUGUUUUGACAGUUACUUGGAUUUCACGUGCGUAAAAAUAAAGUGAUUCGAUUGUGUCGUUAAAUAAAAUAAAAGUAAUAUAUUGGAGUUUUCUAGGACCUUUGAUGGUUUGAUAAUUUUUUCGCGUAAAUAAGAACUUGGAAAGAAAUUUCCCCUACAUACGGGCGUUAAAGUGAAAGUUAAAUUCAACUGUUUUGCCAAUAUUUGGAUACAACUGCGGGCGUUAGUUAUACAGUAAAUUACACACAGUACACAGUAAACAGUUUUUCGUAUUUCGUAAAAAAUAAUUGAAAAACUUUCCGUCGUCGCAACAGCUGGUCGACCCGAAAAUUGUGAUAAUAAAAAUAAACGAUUUGCUGAGAGAUUUAUCUCGUCUUUGAAGUCUUAUUAUGAUUAAUUGCGAACUCAAGAUGCGGUUCGGAAAGCGUUGAAGUACAACGGGGUCGAGUUUCUUCAGGCUUUAUGAGGGAGAGAAGAUCAUUACCGAUAAGCGGCGAAGUGGCGUUAAAGAAUGAUAAAGAGAGUAGCGGUGGUAGAGGGCUGGUUGUGAACUCUGUUUUGUGCGGUGUUGUGGAUGAACUGUCGAACGGUAGGACUGGUAGGCGAGGGUCGUGGGUUCGCCACGCAGUGAUGGGUGUGCUCAGAUGGAAAGACAUAACGGGUGUAAGGACCAGUACUCCUACUGAACAAAAAGAGGUGUCGCGGCCGGAGAAUCGUCGCUCGGUGUCAGUGGGUGGCAAUGUGGAGAGGCAUUCUUAUGCCGAGGGCAGAGUCCCAGCGCCGCACGGACCGCCGCCGUCGCCUGGCGCGGUUGCCGCACAGCGCAGGGUUGAAGCCGCAUGCCAGGCGAGCAGGAAACUGCUGGAAGAGACUCUUUCUAAACCAGGACCUCCACCGACGAUAGUCCUUCCGCCUAGCGGUGGCUACUGGGUUGAUGGAGUUGAUGAUACUCCCCCCGAAGGAGAGGAGAGCGAGGCGCGAGCGCAGCCCGGCACGCCGCGUCACAAUUCCCGCCGGUACAUAAUCGACACCGAUGAUACCGCCAAGUACUACAGGCGGUUCUUCAUAGGCAAGGAACACAUAAACUUGGUUGGGUUCGACGAGAACCAGAGCCCGGUGGUGAUGUCCCUGAAGAACGAGCACAUGGCGGGGCAGGACCACACGCGGAUACUGCUGCGGCUUCGCACAGAGACUAUGCAUGGACUUAUACCAGUUACAACAAGAUCUGGUAUAAUACCAUCACCAGCGAGAAUGGCAAAGAUGUUGAACGAGCAAGUGAAUGUGGAUAACUUUAUGGCGGUGACGUGUCUGAGCGCAUCGCCUCUCAUCGCUACUUACGACGAGCACGUGCUUGUUAAUGACUUUAAGUUCGGCGUCCUCUACCAGAAGUAUGGACAGACUACAGAGGAAGAACUCUUCGGGAACAACGAGACGUCGCCCGUCUUUGAUGAGUUCCUUGAAAUGUUAGGACAGAGGAUUAAAUUGAAGGACCAUAAAGGGUACCGCGGCGGGCUGGACAUCCAGAACGGUCACACGGGCUCGGAGGCGGUGUACGAGCGGCACGAGGAACGUCAGAUCAUGUUCCAUGUGGCGCCGCUGCUCCCGCACACGGCGGGCGACGCGCAGCAGUUGCAGCGCAAGCGGCACGUCGGCAACGAUAUUGUUGCCCUCGUCUUCCAGGAAAAGGCGACUCCUUUCACCCCUGACAUGAUAGCGUCCCACUUUCUUCACGCUUUCAUCGUGGUCACGCCUCUGGAGACGAACGGCGGGGAGACCAGGUACAAAGUGGCCGUCACCGCGCGUGAGGAUGUCCCAUUCUUCGGGCCGACUCUCCCUCAGCCGUCUGUAUUCCGCAAGGGGCGUGAAUUCAAAGAGUUCCUCCUUACCAAGUUGAUCAACGCUGAAAACGCGUGCUACAAAGCGGCUAAGUUCGCACAACUUAAGCUGCGAACGCGGGCAUCUUUGCUCCAGAACUUAGCUGAAGACUUGAAGAGUAAAACGAUAGAGUUUCUUGGUACGGGGGUGAGAAGCGAACCCGUCGCCGUCUCGCCGCAGCCGGAGGGGUUUGGGACUCCGAAGAUGGAAGGUCCAGGCGCCAGAUUUUUCGAGACUGUGAAGAAAGCAAUUUACAAAGGCAGAUCGCCUAGCGACCCAUCGGGGGACAGCACGAAGGGGUCACUUAACAAGAAAAUCAAUAUACACGAUACACCUACCCCAAACAGCGGUCGUUCGAAGACGUCCGUAGCGUCGUCAUCCGCGUCAGCAGUGUCCGUGCGGUCUGCGGGCGGCUCGGGCGGCUCCAGUCCAGACGUGACGUCACGCGCCGCGCCGCCCCGCGCUCACCACGACCACAGCGACGACUCCAGCCUCAACUCCGUCGACCUCGACCCACUCGACGACAAGGACUGGCUGAGUUGUGGUAAAGGCGCAACAGGUACGCCAGUUUACGUGGACAGCGACACUGGACUGGAAUCGAUGUCAUCUGCUGAGGCGGGUGCGGGCGCGGGCGGGGCGGGGGCUGCGCGGGGCGAGGCGGGCGCGCGCGCUGACCUCGACUUGCUGCGCCAGGAGGUGUGCCGUCUUAAGAACGACAAGCUCGAUCUACUGAAGCAAAAUAUCGCAUGGCAAAACGAGAUCAAAUGCCUUCGUGAGAGGGAGAUCAAACUGCAAGGCGAGUUGAUGUCCAUGUCCAAGGAAAUGAGGAAGAUCCGCGAGCACCAGAGCACCAUCAUACCGAACCCUUCGUCGCACGACUCCACUGCUUAGAACAGUUACUAUGAUUGUAUGUGAUUCGGACACGUCGGACAAAAGAGACGUGCCAAAUCAAAUCAACCACUUGCGGAGUCCACAUUUUGGAAAGAAACUGUAAUAAUAUGUUUAUUAUGUUAAAGUUUCGGCAGUGCGAACGCGUUAGAAAAUACUAAAACGCCUCAAUGCGUAGUAAUGUUAGUAGAAACACUAUAUCUAUUUUCUUCAUAUCUGGGAAUGAUUGUGCAAUAUUAAAUUUGCAAUAAUUUACGUAAUUAUUACGUAUGAUUUAUAUUUUCAUUUAUGCAAUAACAAAGUUUGCCUAUUCUAUACAUUCCUGUAAUCUCUAUGGUAUUAUUGGAUAUGUGUGGACUUUGUUCGUGCAAUUUUGUGUAUUUUUGAUCAUUUGCAUUUAAAUCAAAAAUUGUAUUAAAAGCUUAGAUCUUCGCUUGACUGAUUAAAAUGCUAUGAUUAACUUUGUAUAGUUAUUAGAGAGAAUUUGAUUCGACUCUUCUAUGUUAUAUCAAAAUUAAUAUUGGAAUUUCAGAUUUAGUAGAACAACUUAGGGUAGUGUUCCACUGCUUUAAUUAUUGUAUAAAUUAUUGUCUCUGGUUCUUCAAGGAGAAAGGGAUGGUAAUAUGUUUAUACAAUUUUUAUCAGUGGAAAUUCAAUAAUGAACUGUGAAAACAGUUUGAAUCAUUAUCUUAAUUCGAAACAAGAACAAAUAAAGACCUUGAUUUAUAUUACCUUUUAGACCUCAUAGAAAAGAUUGUGUUUAUUAAAAUAAAAAAUAUAACUCGAUUUAGCCAUUAUUUCUAUGCGCGUAAAUGUAAACGAGGAAAUCUUAAUGUAUAUUUAGUAAUUUUUAAUGUACUCUUGGUACUAAAUAGUUGGUAUUUUGGCGUUGACGGAGUAAGAUCUUGAAUUUUUUGAUAGUUGAUUUGAUGUUAGAGUACUUUAUUU
Messenger RNA from Papilio polytes (common Mormon), 3767 nucleotides. RefSeq names its product rap1 GTPase-activating protein 1 (gene RapGAP1). Gene Ontology annotation, biological process: activation of GTPase activity; regulation of small GTPase mediated signal transduction. The transcript is spliced from 13 exons. Gene Ontology annotation, cellular component: cytoplasm. The coding region runs from base 519 to 2822 and encodes 767 amino acids. Gene Ontology annotation, molecular function: GTPase activator activity. Lineage: Eukaryota; Metazoa; Arthropoda; Insecta; Lepidoptera; Papilionidae. The record is from RefSeq and is a predicted model, not a curated record.